GCAAGGUGUGUGUAGUCUGGCUGGCCACGACCCACGGGACAACACAGCGAGCUAGAGAGGCUGGUGUUAGCAAGACUACGGAACUUGGGAUCAAGACAUGUGCAGACAUGCCCCAUGACAUCAUGGAAGUAGACUACCUUUAACAGUAUGCUGAGACAGGUGCUGAGCACAGCAGGUGCAACAGAACGACAGCUGUUUGGUCAACAGAAGAAGAUGCUCAGGGCCUGACAUCACUGCAGUGGAGGAGCAGUGGGUUUAGAAGGAGCUGACAGAAGGACUGCUACCAUGGCUGAUGGAAAGGGAUUCACCUGUCUUAUGGUCAUUCUCAUCCUGGGGAAUAUAUUUGGAGCUGCAGCAGGUCUUGCCCUUUGUGCUCUGGCCAUCUGGGUUGCAGUAGAUGAAUACAAGCUCUACCCUAUAUCUAGUGUGUCGGGGAAAGAUGACAUCUUUGCCGGGGCCUGGAUUGCCAUUUUCACAGGCUUUGCCUUCUUCUGCAUGUGUGUCUUUGGUAUCUUGGCUGCUGCGAAGAAGAGCCGUGCCUUAAUGCUAACAUAUCUGAUCCUGAUGUUGAUCAUCUACAUAUUUGAGUGUGCCUCGUGUAUCACUGCAGUCACCCACAGAGACUAUCUGGUUGGAAACAGUAAUCUGGUGAAGAAGCAGAUGCUGAAGUACUAUGCAGCCGACGGUGACUCUGGCAGUCGGAUCACACUGACAUGGAACAAAGUGAUGAAAGAGGUGGAGUGUUGUGGAACAGGGCCAGUGGACUGGAUAGAGUACAACUCCACCUUCAGGGAGAAGUUUGGUACAGACUACCCCUGGCCCACCCACUGCUGCAAGAGGAAGAACAACUACGAGGUGGUGAAUAUAGAGGCCUGCAAGAACGGCCAGAACACCACCAUGUUCACUAAGGGCUGCUUCAACCACAUUGAGUCUGUGUUCAGUCGAUAUACAUGGGCUAUCAGCUGGUAUGGUUUCGCUGUGCUAAUGUUUAUGUUCUGGCUGUUGAUCCUGGCCAUGGUGUACUACCUGAUGCUAUGAGAAGUCUGGAGGUGAUGUCUGCUGAAGCCACACCAACCCUCACUUCAGGAACUACCUAAUUUCUUAAAUAACAAAUGACUGUGGGAAUGAUAACAGAAAAGUUUUCUGAUAUAUAGAGAAUGAACACUGUGUAGGGAUGUUCCAUCUUUUUAGGUAAAUGGUCUCAAAUUUGUAUAUUUUAUUUAUGUAUAUUUUUUUAAUGGUUUAUUGCACUGUAAAUGCUAGAUGAACAAAUGGUGAUUGGCCUGAGAAUUUCAAUGUCCUAACUGCUUUGGUAAUGGGAUAUAUAUAUAGUUCUUGUCAUUAAUUGUACAGUACCAGUCAAAAGUUUGGACACACCUACUUAU
Molecule: messenger RNA, 1385 nt
Organism: Salvelinus sp. IW2-2015
Lineage: Eukaryota; Metazoa; Chordata; Actinopteri; Salmoniformes; Salmonidae
Product: uroplakin-1a-like
Cellular component (GO): plasma membrane
Source: RefSeq, a predicted model, not a curated record